AUGUCAUCACAAGCCGAUUAUGAUAAAAGAUUGGCAGAAGAAGUUGGCAGUUUAUCGACACGAUUAGUUACAGCUGUUAACAAACAAGUUGAAUUAGAGGAAACGAUAUUAGAAUUGCGUAAACAGGUUUCUGCCCUCAAACUAAAGAAUGAGCAAUUGAACCAAAGCGAUAUUAAACUAAAAACCAUUUUGCCCAAAUACAUCAAGUUACAAGAUGAUUAUAGAGAAACAUUAACUAAAAAGAAAGAAGCAGAAUCCCAAAACACUAAAUUACAAGGUGAGGUUGAAGAUUUAACGGCCUCGUUAUUUGAUGAAGCCAACACCAUGGUUAGCAAUGCAUCUAGAGAAACACACAACUUUAAGAUAAAGAAUAGGAAAUUGUAUGAAGAAUUGGACGAAAAGAAUAUCAUUAUUAACGAUUUACAAGAACAAUUACAGGACUUGAAACAAAUGUUUAUCAAAAUGGAGGAACAAAGUAAAAUCCAGAGUUAUCUGCAAUCGAAUACACCUAAAAUUGAAUCUUCGACAGAUUUUAAUGAAACCAAUAGCAUUCAUACCAAUACCAAUUUCAGUGAAAGCAAAUUAUCGAAAUAUAAUACUCGGAGUACAUUAGGUGACGAAGAAUCUCAAAAUUACAAUUUACAACAAUUACAAAGAAUAAUAUAUUCACCAUUAAUCACAUCAAUUAGAUUUGACUUGAAUAAUUAUAAUAUAGAUUUCAAAGGGUUUGUUUAUCAAUUAAUUAAACCAGAUUUCCAAUUUGAUUUAUCUCAUUUGAAAACUAUUCCAUUUUUCAAAAGUAUUUGGCAAAGUGAAAUCGAAAAUUGUAUUCAUUAUAUCCCUUCUUUACCUGCUACCACGACUUUAUUGAAUAGAUGGCAAAAGGGGAAAACUUUUUGGGGGUCAUUAAUUGAAGGGAAAGUUUCUAUUGAACCAAUCAAAGGAUCAAAUGAAACAUUUAAAUUAACUUACAAGGGUAACAAUGCCUCUGGUAAUAGCAGCAAUGAAAACACCGAAAGUAUUAGUAAUAGAAGCAGUGCCACAGGAAGUGUUGUACCCGUUGCUAUUAAAGAUCCAUGUACUUUUUGCGGUGAGGCAAGAAACGAUUCUUUAGAACAUUGUCGAUUGUAUCAUUUAAAAUUAUUUGAAAGUAAUACUGCCAAUAACAGUGGCAACAAUCUGACCAAUCAAGAUCAACAAGGAAAUAAUGACAACACUCAUGUAAUUGCCUCGUAUCCAUUAUGUAAUUAUUGUUUGAUUAAGUUAAGAAACUUGUGUGAUUUCUUUGCCAAAAUCAGAUUGAUAAGAUCCAAUAUUUUUAAAUUAAAACAAAAUGAUUCUUUUGAUGAAUUUAUUGUCGUUCCUGGUAGUUUUGGACAAUUUAAGAGAUCAAAUACUAUUUCCAAUAGAAAUGGGACGUAUUCUUCAUCGUCAACAUCAUCAUCCUCGACUUCUUCGGUAUCUUCAUCGUCUGCUACAACUGCAAAUGGUGAAUCAUUAAACAGUACAACUCAUAACAUUCAAUUAGAAAGAACAGAAGAGAGUAAAUUGAUCAAGUUAUAUAUAAUGAUGUUAUUGAUUCGAUCAAAGAUUUUUUGGAGUAAAUUAGGAUUUUGGGAUACUAUUGAUCAAAUUAAUGAGAUUAAUUUAGAUGAAAUUCAUUAUGAAGCAUUUUCUUAUUUAAUACCUAAACCAACCCAACAACAACAGCAACAACAAGGAGAUAUACGUAGCCAAUCAAAUUUCAAUUCACCCAGACAACUGGUAGAUGGUAGAUCAGUACUAAGCGGUAGUAUUAGUUCUCCAAGACAACCAAAUCUCGACAAGCAACAAAAGGACUCUAUUGUGGAUGAGACAGUAGCACAAUUACAAAGAGAUGGAGUGGUUAGAUCAGAAACAGCAUCAGCAGAAGAAAAAUUUGAAGAUGCUAUAUCUGAUGAAACUAAUGGACAAGAACAAUUGAGGUCAGAGAAAUUACAAACAGGAAAAACCGUUACAGAACCCAAUUCUGUAUCUGAAUCUGAACCCGUACAAGAACCAGAACAAGUGCGAUCUAAAAGUAAUAAUAAUACUAAUAAUAAAAAUAAAGAUACUAAAAUAGAGGAUUCAGAUGCAGAACAUACAUUUUCAUUAAAGAGAAGUCAUUCCAAACAAUUUAAAGAUCAAUUAAAUAAAGAAUUAGAUCAAACUUUAGAGAUGUUAGCCGAAAAUAUUGAUUUUGAUGAGAGUAGUAAUGGUAAUGGUAAUGGUAAUUAA
Candida albicans SC5314 is the source of this 2256-nucleotide messenger RNA. It is a transcript of the gene SEC2, whose product is annotated as guanine nucleotide exchange factor. Gene Ontology annotation, cellular component: Golgi to plasma membrane transport vesicle; cell tip. Gene Ontology annotation, biological process: exocytosis. NCBI's taxonomy places the organism in Eukaryota, Fungi, Ascomycota, Pichiomycetes, Serinales, Debaryomycetaceae. Bases 1 to 2256 code for a protein of 751 amino acids. The record is from RefSeq and is a predicted model, not a curated record. The transcript has a single exon. Gene Ontology annotation, molecular function: guanyl-nucleotide exchange factor activity.